This is a messenger RNA of Plodia interpunctella (Indianmeal moth), 13330 nucleotides long. It is a transcript of the gene FIBH, whose product is annotated as fibroin heavy chain. Bases 79 to 13251 code for a protein of 4390 amino acids. The record is from RefSeq and is a predicted model, not a curated record. Gene Ontology annotation, biological process: extracellular matrix organization. Lineage: Eukaryota; Metazoa; Arthropoda; Insecta; Lepidoptera; Pyralidae. The transcript has 2 exons. Gene Ontology annotation, molecular function: extracellular matrix structural constituent conferring tensile strength.
GUUAGGUUUAAUCGAGUAUAAAAUGAUCGGGAAGUUUAGUUGAAAUCAUCAGUUCGGUUCCAACUCUCAAAAAAGAAAAUGAGAGUCACAACCUUCGUGAUCUUGUGCUGUGCUCUGCAGUAUGCCGCUGCAGACCUCUUCGGGGACAGUUUACUCGCGGGAAACGCCCGCGAAGUGAGUGAAAGCACAACAGAUAACUUCACAACAGAUGGAAAUGGAAAUGUAACCGAAGUGAAAACAACCCACAAAGAAUAUCGAAGACACGGCGAUGUUCCUAACAACAUAUCAGGCGAAGACAAACUUGUGAGGACCUUCGUCAUCGAAACCGAUGCUUCAGGAAACGAAGUAAUUUAUGAAGAAGAUGUUGUUAUCCAUAAAGUGCCAGGAACCAGUGCGACAACAAAAACAACAACUGGAAGAAGGCAACUCGGAGGCCUAGGAGGAUCAUCAGGUUCAGCUGCAGCAUCUAGCGCAAGUGCCAGCAGACCAACUGUCAUUGAAAAAAAUGCAUCAUCAGCUACAGUAGCCGCAUCAUCAAGCGCGUCAGGACCAAACGGACAAAACGGACCAGGACCAAUUGGCUCAUCACCUUCAUCACCCGCUUCGUCUAGUGCUGCAGGAUUGAACGGAGCUUAUGGACCAUACGGACCAAACGGUCUAUAUGGACCAAACGGAGUUUAUGGACCAAACGGAGCUUCAGCUGCAUCCGCAAGCGCUGCAGGAGCAAACGGACUUAACGGAGCAAACGGAUCAUCAGCUUCAUCAGCUGCUGCCUCUAGCGCAAGCGGAAGCGGACCAGUCGUUGUAAUUGAAGAGAACAGUUCAUCAGUUGCAGCUGCCGCAUCAUCUAACGCUGCAGGAUCUAACGGAGCUUAUGGACCAUACGGACCAAACGGAGCAUCAGCCGCAUCCGCAAGCGCUGCAGGAGCAAACGGACUGAACGGACUUAACGGCGCUUCAGCUGCAUCCGCAAGCGCUGCAGGAGCAAACGGACUGAAUGGGCUUAACGGAGCUUCAGCUGCAUCCGUAAGCGCUGCAGGAGUAAACGGACUGACCAGACUUAACGGAGCAAACGGACUGAACGGGCUUAACGGAGCAAACGGAUCAUCAGCUUCAUUAGGAAGUUCUGCUGUAUCUGGAGCAAGCAGUAGCGGACCAGCAGUUAUCAUUGAAAGACGCCAAGGACCUAAUGCAUCCGGAUCAGCUGCAGCAUUUAGCACCUCUGGACUAAACGGACCAUAUGUACCAAUCGGAUCAUCAGCUUCGUCAGCUGCAGCAUCUAGUGCGAGCGGAAAUGGACCAGUCAUUAUCAUUGAAGAGGACAGUUCAACUGUAGCUGCCACAACAUCCAGCGCUGCUGGAUCAAACGGAGCUUAUGGACCUUACGGACCAAACGGAGCUUCAGCUGCAUCCGCGGGCGUUGCGGGAGCAAACGGACUUAACGGAGCAAAUGUACUGAACGGACUUAACGGAGCAAACGGACUGAACGGACUUAACGGAGCAUAUGGACCAAACGGAUUAUCAGCUUCAUCAGCUGCUGCAUCUAGCGCAAGCGGACCAGUCGUCAUCAUUGAAGAGGACAGUUCAUCAGCUGCAGCAGCCGCAUCAUCUAGUGCUGCAGGAUUAAACGGAGCUUAUGGACCAAACGGUCUAUACGGACCAAACGGACUUAACGGACUAAAUGGAGCUUCAGCUGCAUCUGCAAGCGCUGCAGGAGCAAACGGACUUAACGGACUUAACGGAGCAAACGGAUCAUCAGCUUCAUCAGCUGCUGCCUCUAGCGCAAACGGAAGCGGACCAGUCGUUGUAAUUGAAGAGAACAGUUCAUCAGUUGCAGCUGCCGCAUCAUCUAACGCUGCAGGAUCUAACGGAGCUUAUGGACCAUACGGACCAAACGGAGCAUCAGCCGCAUCCGCAAGCGCUGCAGGAGCAAACGGACUGAACGGACUGAACGGACUUAACGGCGCUUCAGCUGCAUCCGCAAGCGCUGCAGGAGCAAACGGACUGAGCGGACUUAACGGAGCUUCAGCUGCAUCCGCAAGCGCUGCAGGAGCAAACGGACUGAAUGGACUUAACGGAGCUUCAGCUGCAUCCGCAAACGCUGCAGGAGCAAACGGACUGAACGGACUUAACGGACCAAACGGAUCAUCAGCUUCAUCAGCUGCUGCAUCUGGCGCAAGCGGACCAGUCGUCAUCAUUGAAGAGAAUAGUUCAUCAGCUGCAGCAGCCGCAUCAUCUAAUGCUGCAAGAUUAAACGGAGCUUAUGGACCUUACGGACCAAACGGAGCUUCAGCUGCAUCCGCGGGCGUUGCGGGAGCAAACGGACUUAACGGAGCAAAUGUACUGAACGGACUUAACGGAGCAAACGGACUGAACGGACUUAACGGAGCAUAUGGACCAAACGGAUUAUCAGCUUCAUCAGCUGCUGCAUCUAGCGCAAGCGGACCAGUCGUCAUCAUUGAAGAGGACAGUUCAUCAGCUGCAGCAGCCGCAUCAUCUAGUGCUGCAGGAUUAAACGGAGCUUAUGGACCAAACGGUCUAUACGGACCAAACGGACUUAACGGACUAAAUGGAGCUUCAGCUGCAUCUGCAAGCGCUGCAGGAGCAAACGGACUUAACGGACUUAACGGAGCAAACGGAUCAUCAGCUUCAUCAGCUGCUGCCUCUAGCGCAAACGGAAGCGGACCAGUCGUUGUAAUUGAAGAGAACAGUUCAUCAGUUGCAGCUGCCGCAUCAUCUAACGCUGCAGGAUCUAACGGAGCUUAUGGACCAUACGGACCAAACGGAGCAUCAGCCGCAUCCGCAAGCGCUGCAGGAGCAAACGGACUGAACGGACUGAACGGACUUAAUGGCGCUUCAGCUGCAUCCGCAAGCGCUGCAGGAGCAAACGGACUGAGCGGACUUAACGGAGCUUCAGCUGCAUCCGCAAGCGCUGCAGGAGCAAACGGACUGAAUGGACUUAACGGAGCUUCAGCUGCAUCCGCAAACGCUGCAGGAGCAAACGGUCUGAACGGACUUAACGGACCAAACGGAUCAUCAGCUUCAUCAGCUGCUGCAUCUAGCGCAAGCGGACCAGUCGUCAUCAUUGAAGAGAAUAGUUCAUCAGCUGCAGCAGCCGCAUCAUCUAAUGCUGCAGGAUUAAACGGACCAUACGGACCAAACGGUCUAUACGGACCAAACGGACUUAACGGACUUAACGGAGCUUCAGCUGCAUCCGCAAGCGCUGCAGGAGCAAACGGACAGAACGGACUUAACGGAGCUUCAGCUGCAUCCGCAAGCGCUGCAGGACCAAACGGACUGAACGGACUUAACGGAGCUUCAGCUGCAUCCGCAAACGCUGCAGGAGCAAACGGACUGAACGGACUUAACGGACUUAACGGACCAAACGGAUCAUCAGCUUCAUCAGCUGCUGCAUCUAGCGCAAGCGGACCAGUCGUCAUCAUUGAAGAGAAUAGUUCAUCAGCUGCAGCAGCCGCAUCAUCUAAUGCUGCAAGAUUAAACGGAGCUUAUGGACCAUACGGACCAAACGGAGCAUCAGCCGCAUCCGCAAGCGCUGCAGGAGCAAACGGACUGAACGGACUUAACGGCGCUUCAGCUGCAUCCGCAAGCGCUGCAGGAGCAAACGGACUGAGCGGACUUAACGGAGCUUCAGCUGCAUCCGCAAGCGCUGCAGGAGCAAACGGACUGAAUGGACUUAACGGAGCUUCAGCUGCAUCCGCAAACGCUGCAGGAGCAAACGGUCUGAACGGACUUAACGGACCAAACGGAUCAUCAGCUUCAUCAGCUGCUGCAUCUAGCGCAAGCGGACCAGUCGUCAUCAUUGAAGAGAAUAGUUCAUCAGCUGCAGCAGCCGCAUCAUCUAAUGCUGCAGGAUUAAACGGAGCUUAUGGACCAUACGGACCAAACGGUCUAUACGGACCAAACGGACUUAACGGACUUAACGGAGCUUCAGCUGCAUCCGCAAACGCUGCAGGAGCAAACGGACUGAACGGACUUAACGGACCAAACGGAUCAUCAGCUUCAUCAGCUGCUGCAUCUGGCGCAAGCGGACCAGUCGUCAUCAUUGAAGAGAAUAGUUCAUCAGCUGCAGCAGCCGCAUCAUCUAAUGCUGCAAGAUUAAACGGAGCUUAUGGACCAUACGGACCAAACGGAGCAUCAGCCGCAUCCGCAAGCGCUGCAGGAGCAAACGGACUGAACGGACUUAACGGCGUUUCAGCUGCAUCCGCAAGCACUGCAGGAGCAAACGGACUGAGCGGACUUAACGGAGCUUCAGCUGCAUCCGCAAACGCUGCAGGAGCAAACGGACUGAACGGACUUAACGGACCAAACGGAUCAUCAGCUUCAUCAGCUGCUGCAUCUAGCGCAAGCGGACCAGUCGUCAUCAUUGAAGAGAAUAGUUCAUCAGCUGCAGCAGCCGCAUCAUCUAACGCUGCAAGAUUAAACGGAGCUUAUGGACCAUACGGACCAAACGGUCUAUACGGACCAAACGGACUUAACGGACUUAACGGAGCUUCAGCUGCAUCCGCAAGCGCUGCAGGAGCAAACGGACAGAACGGACUUAACGGAGCUUCAGCUGCUUCCGCAAGCGCUGCAGGAGCAAACGGACUGAACGGACUUAACGGACCAAACGGAUUAUCAGCAUCAUCAGCUACUGCCUCCAGCGCAAGCGGACCAGUCAUCAUCAUUGAAGAGAAUAGUUCAUCAGCCACAUCUAAUGCUGCAGGAAUAAACGGAGCUUAUGGACCAUACGGACCAAACGGAGCUGCAGCUGCAUCCGCAAGCGCUGCAGGAGCAAACGUACUGAAUGGACUGAACGGAGCUUCAGCUGCAUCUUCAAGCGCUGCAGGAGCAAACGGUCUGAACGGACUUAACGGAGCAAACGGAUCAUCAGCUUCAUCAGCUGCUGCAUCUAGCGCAAGCGGACCAGUCAUCAUCAUUGAAGAGAAUAGUUCAUCAGCCACAUCUAAUGCUGCAGGAAUAAACGGAGCUUAUGGACCAUACGGACCAAACGGAGCUACAGCUGCAUCCGCAAGCGCUGCAGGAGCAAAUGGACUGAACGGACUUAACGGAGCUUCAGCUGCAUCCGCAAGCGCUGCAGGAGCAAACGGACUGAAUGGACUUAACGGAGCUUCAGCUGCAUCCGCAAACGCUGCAGGAGCAAACGGUCUGAACGGACUUAACGGACAAAACGGAUCAUCAGCUUCAUCAGCUGCUGCAUCUAGCGCAAGCGGACCAGUCGUCAUCAUUGAAGAGAAUAGUUCAUCAGCUGCAGCAGCCGCAUCAUCUAAUGCUGCAGGAUUAAACGGAGCUUAUGGACCAUACGGACCAAACGGUCUAUACGGACCAAACGGACUUAACGGACUUAAUGGCGCUUCCGCUGCAUCCGCUAGCGCUGCAGGAGCAAAUGGACUGAGCGGACUUAACGGAGCAAACGGAUCAUCAGCUUCAUCAGCUGCUGCCUCUGGCGCAAGUGGACCAGUCGUCAUCAUUGAAGAGAAUAGUUCAUCCGCUGCAACAGCACCAUCAUCUAGUGCUGCAGGGUUAAACGGAGCUUAUGGACCAUACGGACCAAACGGUCUAUACGGACCAAACGGUCUAUACGGACCAAACGGACUUAACGGACUUAAUGGAGCUUCAGCUGCAUCUGCAAGCGCUGCAGGAGCAAACGGACUGAACGGACUUAACGGAGCAAACGGAUCAUCAGCUUCAUCAGCUGCUGCCUCUAGCGCAAGCGGAAGCGGACCAGUCGUUGUAAUUGAAGAGAACAGUUCAUCAGUUGCAGCUGCCGCAUCAUCUAACGCUUCAGGAUCUAACGGAGCUUAUGGACCAUACGGACCAAACGGAGCAUCAGCCGCAUCCGCAAGCGCUGCAGGAGCAAACGGACUGAGCGGACUUAACGGAGCUUCAGCUGCAUCUGCAAGCGCUGCAGGAGCAAACGGACUGAAUGGACUUAACGGAGCUUCAGUUGCAUCCGCAAACGCUGCAGGAGCAAACGGUCUGAACGGACUUAACGGACCAAACGGAUCAUCAGCUUCAUCAGCUGCUGCAUCUAGCGCAAGCGGACCAGUCGUCAUCAUUGAAGAGAAUAGUUCAUCAGCUGCAGCAGCCGCAUCAUCUAAUGCUGCAGGAUUAAACGGAGCUUAUGGACCAUACGGACCAAACGGUCUAUACGGACCAAACGGACUUAACGGACUUAACGGAGCUUCAGCUGCAUCCGCAAGCGCUGCAGGAGCAAACGGACAGAACGGACUUAACGGAGCUUCAUCUGCAUCCGCAAGCGCUGCAGGAGCAAACGGACUGAAUGGACUGAACGGAGCUUCAGCUGCAUCUUCAAGCGCUGCAGGAGCAAACGGUCUGAACGGACUUAAAGGACCAAACGGAUCAUCAGCUUCAUCAGCUGCUGCAUCUAGCGCAAGCGGACCAGUCAUCAUCAUUGAAGAGAAUAGUUCAUCAGCCACAUCUAAUGCUGCAGGAAUAAACGGAGCUUAUGGACCAUACGGACCAAACGGUAUAUACGGACCAAACGGACUUAACGGACUUAACGGAGCAAACGGAUCAUCAGCUUCAUCAGCAAGCUCUGCUGCAUCUGGAGCAGGCGGUAGCGGACCAGUCGUCAUCAUUGAAGAGAAUAGUUCAUCAGCUGCAACAGCCGCAUCAUCUAAUGCUGCAGGAUUAAACGGAGCUUAUGGACCUUACGGACCAAACGGCGCUUCAGUUGCAUCCGCGGGCGCUGUAGGAGCAAACGGACUGAACGGACUUAACGGAGCUUCAGCUGCAUCCGCAAGCGCUGCAGGAGCAAACGGACUAAAUGGACUUAACGGAGCUUCAGCUGCAUCCGCAAACGCUGCAGGAGCAAACGGUCUGAACGGACUUAACGGACCAAACGGAUCAUCAGCUUCAUCAGCUGCUGCAUCUAGCGCAAGCGGACCAGUCAUCAUCAUUGAAGAGAAUAGUUCAUCAGCCACAUCUAAUGCUGCAGGAAUAAACGGAGCUUAUGGACCAUACGGACCAAACGGAGCUACAGCUGCAUCCGCAAGCGCUGCAGGAGCAAAUGGACUGAACGGACUUAACGGAGCUUCAGCUGCAUCCGCAAGCGCUGCAGGAGCAAACGGACUGAAUGGACUUAACGGAGCUUCAGCUGCAUCCGCAAACGCUGUAGGAGCAAACGGUCUGAACGGACUUAACGGACCAAACGGAUCAUCAGCUUCAUCAGCUGCUGCAUCUAGCGCAAGCGGACCAGUCGUCAUCAUUGAAGAGAAUAGUUCAUCAGCUGCAGCAGCCGCAUCAUCUAAUGCUGCAGGAUUAAACGGAGCUUAUGGACCAUACGGACCAAACGGUAUAUACGGACCAAACGGACUUAACGGACUUAACGGAGCAAACGGAUCAUCAGCUUCAUCAGCAAGCUCUGCUGCAUCUGGAGCAGGCGGUAGCGGACCAGUCGUCAUCAUUGAAGAGAAUAGUUCAUCAGCUGCAACAGCCGCAUCAUCUAAUGCUGCAGGAUUAAACGGAGCUUAUGGACCUUACGGACCAAACGGCGCUUCAGUUGCAUCCGCGGGCGCUGUAGGAGCAAACGGACUGAACGGACUUAACGGAGCUUCAGCUGCAUCCGCAAGCGCUGCAGGAGCAAACGGACUGAAUGGACUUAACGGAGCUUCAGCUGCAUCCGCAAACGCUGCAGGAGCAAACGGUCUGAACGGACUUAACGGACCAAACGGAUCAUCAGCUUCAUCAGCUGCUGCAUCUAGCGCAAGCGGACCAGUCAUCAUCAUUGAAGAGAAUAGUUCAUCAGCCACAUCUAAUGCUGCAGGAAUAAACGGAGCUUAUGGACCAUACGGACCAAACGGAGCUACAGCUGCAUCCGCAAGCGCUGCAGGAGCAAAUGGACUGAACGGACUUAACGGAGCUUCAGCUGCAUCCGCAAGCGCUGCAGGAGCAAACGGACUGAAUGGACUUAACGGAGCUUCAGCUGCAUCCGCAAACGCUGCAGGAGCAAACGGUCUGAACGGACUUAACGGACCAAACGGAUCAUCAGCUUCAUCAGCUGCUGCAUCUAGCGCAAGCGGACCAGUCGUCAUCAUUGAAGAGAAUAGUUCAUCCGCUGCAACAGCAGCAUCAUCUAGUGCUGCAGGGUUAAACGGAGCUUAUGGACCAUACGGACCAAACGGUCUAUACGGACCAAACGGUCUAUACGGACCAAACGGACUUAAUGGAGCUUCAGCUGCAUCUGCAAGCGCUGCAGGAGCAAACGGACUGAGCGGACUUAACGGAGCAAACGGAUCAUCAGCUUCAUCAGCUGCUGCCUCUGGCGCAAGCGGACCAGUCGUCAUCAUUGAAGAGAAUAGUUCAUCAGCUGCAGCAGCCGCAUCAUCUAAUGCUGCCGGAUUAAACGGAGCUUAUGGACCUUACGGACCAAACGGCGCUUCAGUUGCAUCCGCGGGCGCUGUUGGAGCAAACGGACUGAACGGACUUAACGGAGCUUCAGCUGCAUCCGCAAGCGCUGCAGGAGCAAAUGGACUGAACGGACUUAACGGAGCUUCAGCUGCAUCCGCAAGCGCUGCAGGAGCAAACGGACUGAAUGGACUUAACGGAGCUUCAGCUGCAUCCGCAAACGCUGCAGGAGCAAACGGUCUGAACGGACUUAACGGACCAAACGGAUCAUCAGCUUCAUCAGCUGCUGCCUCUGGCGCAAGUGGACCGGUCGUCAUCAUUGAAGAGAAUAGUUCAUCCGCUGCAACAGCAGCAUCAUCUAGUGCUGCAGGAUUAAACGGAGCUUAUGGACCAUACGGACCAAACGGUCUAUACGGACCAAACGGACUUAAUGGAGCUUCAGCUGCAUCCGCAAGCGCUGCAGGAGCAAACGGACUGAGCGGACUUAACGGAGCAAACGGAUCAUCAGCUUCAUCAGCUGCUGCAUCUAGCGCAAGCGGACCAGUCGUCAUCAUUGAAGAGAAUAGUUCAUCACCUGCAGCAGCCGCAUCACCUAAUGCUGCAGGAUUAAACGGAGCUUAUGGACCAUACGGACCGAACGGUCUAUACGGACCAAACGGACUUAACGGACUUAAUGGAGCUUCCGCUGCAUCCGCUAGCGCUGCAGGAGCAAAUGGACUGAGCGGACUUAACGGAUCAAACGGAUCAUCAGCUUCAUCAGCUGCUGCCUCUGGCGCAAGCGGACCAGUCGUCAUCAUUGAAGAGAAUAGUUCAUCAGCUGCAGCAGCCGCAUCAUCUAAUGCUGCAGGAUUAAACGGAGCUUAUGGACCAUACGGACCAAACGGACUUAACGGACUUAAUGGAGCUUCCGCUGCAUCCGCUAGCGCUGCAGGAGCAAAUGGACUGAGCGGACUUAACGGAGCAAACGGAUCAUCAGCUUCAUCAGCUUCAUCAUCUGCUGCCUCUGGCGCAAGUGGACCAGUCGUCAUCAUUGAAGAGAAUAGUUCAUCCGCUGCAGCAGCAGCAUCAUCUAGUGCUACAGGAUUAAACGGAGCUUAUGGACCAUACGGACCAAACGGUCUAUACGGACCAAACGGACUUAACGGACUUAAUGGAGCUUCAGCUGCAUCCGCAAGCGCUGCAGGAGCAAACGGACUGAGCGGACUUAACGGAGCUUCCGCUGCAUCCGCUAGCGCUGCAGGAGCAAAUGGACUGAGCGGACUUAACGGAGCAAACGGAUCAUCAGCUUCAUCAGCUGCUGCAUCUAGCGCAAGCGGACCAGUCGUCAUCAUUGAAGAGAAUAGUUCAUCACCUGCAGCAGCCGCAUCACCUAAUGCUGCAGGAUUAAACGGAGCUUAUGGACCAUACGGACCGAACGGUCUAUACGGACCAAACGGACUUAACGGACUUAAUGGAGCUUCCGCUGCAUCCGCUAGCGCUGCAGGAGCAAAUGGACUGAGCGGACUUAACGGAUCAAACGGAUCAUCAGCUUCAUCAGCUGCUGCCUCUAGCGCAAGCGGAAGCGGAUCAGUCGUUGUAAUUGAAGAGAACAGUUCAUCAGUUGCAGCUGCCGCAUCAUCUAACGCUGCAGGAUCUAACGGAGCUUAUGGACCUUACGGACCAAACGGUGCUUCAGUUGCAUCCGUGGGCGCUGUAGGAGCAAACGGACUGAACGGACUUAACGGAGCUUCAGCUGCAUCCGCAAGCGCUGCAGGAGCAAACGGACUGAAUGGACUUAACGGAGCUUCAGCUGCAUCCGCAAACGCUGCAGGAGCAAACGGUCUGAACGGACUUAACGGACCAAACGGAUCAUCAGCUUCAUCAGCUGCUGCCUCUGGCGCAAGCGGACCAGUCGUCAUCAUUGAAGAGAAUAGUUCAUCAGCUGCAGCAGCCGCAUCAUCUAAUGCUGCAGGAUUAAACGGAGCUUAUGGACCUUACGGACCAAACGGCGCUUCAGUUGCAUCCGUGGGCGCUGUAGGAGCAAACGGACUGAACGGAGCUUCAGCUGCAUCCGCAAGCGCUGCAGGAGCAAACGGACUGAAUGGACUUAACGGAGCUUCAGCUGCAUCCGCAAACGCUGCAGGAGCAAACGGUCUGAACGGACUUAACGGAGCUUCAGCUGCAUCCGUAAGCGCUGCAGGAGCAAACGGACUGAAUGGACUUAACGGAGCUUCAGUUGCAUCCGCAAACGCUGCAGGAGCAAACGGUCUGAACGGACUUAACGGACCAAACGGAUCAUCAGCUUCAUCAGCUGCUGCCUCUGGCGCAAGCGGACCAAUCGUCAUCAUUGAAGAGAAUAGUUCAUCAGCUGCAGCAGCCGCAUCAUCUAAUGCUGCAGGAUUAAACGGAGCUUAUGGACCUUACGGACCAAACGGCGCUUCAGUAGCAUCCGCAAACGCUGCAGGAGCAAACGGUCUGAACGGACUUAACGGACCAAACGGAUCAUCAGCUUCAUCAGCUGCUGCAUCUAGUGCAAGCGGACUGAAUGGACUUAACGGAGCUUCAGCUGCAUCCGCAAACGCUGCAGGAGCAAAUGGACUGAGCGGACUUAGUGCAAGCGGACCAGUCGUCAUCAUUGAAGAGAAUAGUUCAUCAGCUGCAGCAGCCGCAUCAUCUAAUGCUGCAGGAUUAAACGGAGCUUAUGGACCAUACGGACCAAACGGUCUAUACGGACCAAACGGACUUAACGGACUUAAUGGAGCUUCCGCUGCAUCCGCUAGCGCUGCAGGAGCAAAUGGACUGAGCGGACUUAACGGAGCAAACGGAUCAUCAGCUUCAUCAGCUGCUGCCUCUGGCGCAAGUGGACCAGUCGUCAUCAUUGAAGAGAAUACUUCAUCCGCUGCAGCAGCAGCAUCAUCUAGUGCUGCAGGAUUAAACGGAGCUUAUGGACCAUACGGACCAAACGGUCUAUACGGACCAAACGUACUUAACGGACUUAAUGGAGCUUCAGCUGCAUCCGCAAGCGCUGCAGGAUCAAACGGACUGAGCGGACUUAACGGAGCUUCCGCUGCAUCCGCUAGCGCUGCAGGAGCAAAUGGACUGAGCGGACUUAACGGAGCAAACGGAUCAUCAGCUUCAUCAGCUGCUGCCUCUGGCGCAAGCGGACCAGUCGUCAUCAUUGAAGAGAAUAGUUCAUCAGCUGCAGCAGCCGCAUCAUCUAAUGCUGCAGGAUUAAACGGAGCUUAUGGACCUUACGGACCAAACGGCGUUUCAGUUGCAUCCGCGGGCGCUGUAGGAGCAAACGGACUGAACGGACUUAACGGAGCUUCAGCUGCAUCCGCAAGCGCUGCAGGAGCAAACGGACUGAAUGGACUUAACGGAGCUUCAGCUGCAUCCGCAAACGCUGCAGGAGCAAACGGUCUGAACGGACUUAACGGACCAAACGGAUCAUCAGCUUCAUCAGCUGCUGCAUCUAGCGCAAGCGGACCAGUCGUCAUCAUUGAAGAGAAUAGUUCAUCACCUGCAGCAGCCGCAUCACCUAAUGCUGCAGGAUUAAACGGAGCUUAUGGACCAUACGGACCGAACGGUCUAUACGGACCAAACGGACUUAACGGACUUAAUGGAGCUUCCGCUGCAUCCGCUAGCGCUGCAGGAGCAAAUGGACUGAGCGGACUUAACGGAUCAAACGGAUCAUCAGCUUCAUUAGCUGCUGCCUCUGGCGCAAGUGGACCAGUCGUCAUCAUUGAAGAGAAUAGUUCAUCAGCUGCAGCAGCCGCAUCAUCUAAUGCUGCAGGAUUAAACGGAGCUUAUGGACCUUACGGACCAAACGGCGCUUCAGUUGCAUCCGUGGGCGCUGUAGGAGCAAACGGACUGAACGGACUUAACGGAGCUUCAGCUGCAUCCGCGGGCGCUGUAGGAGCAAACGGACUCAACGGUGCUUCAGUUGCAUCCGCGGGCGCUGUAGGAGCAAACGGACUCAACGGAGCUUCAGCUGCAUCCGCAAGCGCUGCAGGAGCAAACGGACUGAACGGACUUAACGGACCAAACGGAUCAUCAGCUUCAUCAGCUGCUGCAUCUAGCGCAAGCGGACCAGUCGUCAUCAUUGAAGAGAAUAAUUCAUCAGCUGCAACAGCCACAUCUAAUGCUGCAGGAUUAAACGGAGCUUAUGGACCAUACGGACCAAACGGAGCUACAGCUGCAUCCGCAAGCGCUGCAGGAGCAAAUGGACUGAAUGGACUGAACGGAGCUUCAGCUGCAUCUUCAAGCGCUGCAGGUGCAAACGGACUGAACGGACUUAACGGACCAAACGGAGCUUCAGCUGCAUCCGCAAGCGCUGCAGGAGCAAACGGACUGAACGGACUGAACGCACUUAACGGAGCAAACGGAUCAUCAGCUGCAUCUAGCGCAAGCGGACCAGUCGUCAUCAUUGAAGAGGACAGUUCAUCAGCUGCAGCAGCCGCAUCAUCUAGCUCCUCAGGACCAAAUGGACCAAGAGGACCAUACGGACCAGGUGCCGCAUCUGCUGCAUUAGCUAGCUCGGCAGCAGGAAACGUCGCAAGCAAUAGUCCGGUUAUUAUCAUUGAAGAGAAGAGUUCUUCAUCUGCCGUAGCUUCAAGUGCUGUUGCUCCAGCACCAGUGACCCCAGCACCAGCGGACUAUAUCUAUGCACCAAGUCCAAGCCCUAGCUCUAGCUUAGCUGCAAUCUCCUCUGCCCCAGGACCAGUUGUUAUCGUUGAAGAAAGAGGAUCAUCUGCUUCAGCUUCAUCCAGCUCUUCAAGCUCAGCCCCAUAUGGAGUACCAGGAGUCAGAGUUCCAUGCCGUCUCACACGUAGACAAUUUGUCGUUAAGAUUGGCUCAAGACGCCAACCUUGCCUUAUUUGCUAAGUCAACUUUUUUUCAAUGUGUUUAGUUUGAUUUUUCUGGAUACAUCUUUUAUUGUAUUUCAAUAAAUUCUGGCAGUUUA